This is a messenger RNA of Hansenula anomala, 1659 nucleotides long. RefSeq names its product chaperonin-containing T-complex subunit CCT8 (gene CCT8). The transcript has 2 exons. Lineage: Eukaryota; Fungi; Ascomycota; Saccharomycetes; Phaffomycetales; Wickerhamomycetaceae. Gene Ontology annotation, molecular function: ATP binding; ATP hydrolysis activity; ATP-dependent protein folding chaperone. The record is from RefSeq and is a predicted model, not a curated record. Gene Ontology annotation, cellular component: chaperonin-containing T-complex. Gene Ontology annotation, biological process: protein folding. Bases 1 to 1659 code for a protein of 552 amino acids.
AUGUCACUACGUCUUCCUCAAGCUCCAAAUGCUGGGCUUUUCAAACAAGGUUACUCAUCACAAAGUAAUGCUGAUGGUGCUGUGAAUAGAAAUAUCGCUGCGUGCAGAGAGAUCUCCAAGAUGGUUUUGACCUCUAUAGGUCCAUGUGGAAGAAACAAAGUUAUUGUUAAUCAUUUACAAAAAGUUUUCAUUACAAAUGAUGCUGCAACCAUGUUACGUGAACUUGAGGUUGUGCAUCCAGCUGUCAAAUUAUUAGUUAUGGCUUCAGAACAACAAGAACUAGAGAUGGGUGAUGGUACAAACCUUGUGCUAGUCUUAGCUGGUGAAUUCUUGAAUGUUGCAGAAAAGUUAUUAACAUUAGGUCUAAACCCAACUGAAAUUAUCCAAGGUUAUCAAUUGGCUAGUAAAUUUGCUUUAGAAGCACUUGAAGAAUUAUCAGUUAGUAAAGUUGAAGAUUUAUUAUCAGUUUCAGAAUUGAAAAAAGUUAUUAAACCAGUGAUAGCGUCCAAACAAUAUGGUUCAGAAGAUUUCAUUUCAGACCUUGUUAGUGAAGCUGUCUUGAACGUUUUACCACCAAAAAAUCCAAAAAAUUUCAAUGUUGAUAGUAUUAGAGUUGUUAAAAUUAUGGGUAGUAGUUUAGAAAAUUCAAAAGUUGUUAAAGGUAUGGUUUUCCCAACUGAACCUGAAGGUCAUAUUAAAAAUUUGAAAACCCAAUCAAAAGUUGUUGUUUUCACUGCUCCAUUUGAUGUUUCACAAACUGAAACCAAAGGUACCGUUUUAUUACAUAAUGCUCAAGAAAUGUUAGAUUUCUCAAAAGGUGAAGAAGCUCAAUUAGAUCAAUUAGUUAAAGAGAUUCAUGAUUCAGGUGUUAGAGUCGUUAUUGCAGGUUCAGGUGUUGGUGAAUUAGCGCAACAUUAUUUAGAUCGUUAUGGUAUUUUAACUUUGAAAGUUCCAAGUAAAUUUGACUUGAGAAGAGUAUGCAGAGUUUGUGGAGCUACUCCAUUACCAAGAUUAGGUGCCCCAAUGCCAGAAGAAAUGGGUACUGUUGAUAUUAUUGAAACUAAAGAAAUCGGUGGUGAUAGAGUUACUGUUUUCAGACAGGAAAAUGAUGUUACAAGAACCUCAACUAUUGUUAUCAGAGGUGCUACAAAGAAUAAUUUGGAUGAUAUUGAAAGAGCUAUUGAUGAUGGUGUCAGUGCUAUUAAAGGUUUAACUCAAGAUGGUAGAUUAUUACCAGGUGCUGGUGCAACUGAAGCUGAAUUAGUUAACCGUAUUACUCAAUACGGUGAAAAAACUCCAGGUCUUUUACAACUAGCUAUUAAACAAUAUGCAAAUGCUUUUGAAGUUAUCCCAAGAACUUUAGCUGAAACUGCAGGUCUUGAUCCUACUGAAGUUUUACCAAGAUUAUAUUCUAAACACAGUAAGCCAGAAGGUUUGUCAUUUGGUAUUGAUAUUGACGGUGAUUCUUCAAAUGGUGUCAAAGAUAUCCAUGAAGAAGGUAUUUAUGAUUUAUUAGCUUCAAAGAGAUUUGCCAUUGCAGCAGCUACUGAAGCUGCUUCAACUGUUUUAUCUGUUGAUCAAAUCAUCAUGGCUAAAAGAGCCGGUGGUCCUCAAGUUCCAAAGCAACCAAGACCUGGUAAUUGGGAUCAAGCAGAUUAA